This is a messenger RNA of Ilex paraguariensis (yerba mate), 1047 nucleotides long. The record is from the annotation of a GenBank genome assembly. Lineage: Eukaryota; Viridiplantae; Streptophyta; Magnoliopsida; Aquifoliales; Aquifoliaceae.
AACACAGUUAGUUAUUAAGUAGUUGGGCACAUAAUCCUCAUUUUCUGCUUCCUGGGGGUGUCAGCAAAUCACCAAAUUCCUCUACUUCAUACGCAGAGAAGGGUAUGUCCUAAUCAAACUAAUUUUUUUGAAAAGAGUCAAUCAAUAUUCCCAUUAGAUCUUAAAAAAAUGCUUGGAGUUGGAGCAAUUUCUACACCAAUUUGGGUCUCAUCACCCACCAGAUCCAGUGCUUGGAGUUCAUACCCCAGAAUCUGUCAUCCACAAAGACUUCAACCAAACCCGGUGGCACAAGUGAACAACUUCCAUUCUCUCUCUUUCUUAUCCACUUUCCCUCCCCAUUUCUCUCUCCAGAAUGAUAGCACUCUUAAUACCCAUUUCUUGCUCAUGCCUGCUGCUUCAUCUUCUUCUGUUGGUAAUACUGAAUACACAGAGGAACCAGCUACAAAUGUGAAAUUUCAGACAUCGUUGAGCCUUCCGGGGUGCUUGAGUUCAUUAUUUUUGCUUGGAACUGGAUACAGGGAGAAAGUUUUUGCAAUAAUCGGUGUUAAGGUCUAUGCUGCAGGACUAUAUGUGAGCCCAUCGAUUUUUGACAAAAUAGAUGCCUGGAAAGGGCGAUCGGCUGCAGAGUUGCAAGAGGAUUCAUCUCUGUUUGCCUCAAUUUUUCAGGCUCCUGUAGAGAAAUCACUACAUAUUGUUCUGGUAAGAGAUGUUGAUGGAAAAACUUUCUGGGAUGCUUUAGAUGAAGCCAUCUCCCCAAGAAUCAAUGCACCCACUCCGGUUGAUGAAUCUGCUCUUGCCACAUUUCGUGGCAUCUUUGAAGGGCGGUCUCUUAAGAAAGGAACUUUCAUUUUUUUGACUUGGCUGGACUCAACCAAAAUGCUUGUUUGUGUAUCAUCCGAUGGGAUGCCUUCUCGUGUGGAUGCUACGAUUGAGUCACCCAAUGUAACAUCGGCUCUCUUUGAUGUUUUUUUUGGAGGUGUUCCAGUUUCUCCUACCUUGAAAGCUUCAGUUGCCAAUGGAUUGGCCAAAGCCCUCAAAUAAAUUCCA